Podospora anserina S mat+ is the source of this 1329-nucleotide messenger RNA. RefSeq lists its product as uncharacterized. The record is from RefSeq and is a predicted model, not a curated record. The transcript has a single exon. Lineage: Eukaryota; Fungi; Ascomycota; Sordariomycetes; Sordariales; Podosporaceae. The coding region runs from base 1 to 1329 and encodes 442 amino acids.
AUGUGGCUUCUCAACACAAUCACUUUGAAACUAGAAGAGUUCUGCAAUGACCUUCCACCCUAUGCCAUCCUGUCCCAUACCUGGGAUGUCCCAAGUCAGGAAGUGACCUUUGUGGAGAUGCAGGGCUUGCGCGAAACCAUCACCAACAAGACCGGUUUCGCAAAGAUCACCAACUUUUGCCGCCUCGCAAGUCAAAAGGGUUACGAAUAUGGUUGGGUAGACACCUGCUGCAUCGACAAGCGCAACAGUGCCGACCUAUCCGAGGCCAUCAACUCCAUGUACCGCUAUUACUACGACUCAGGAGACUGCCUCGUCUACCUCUCCGAUACCAAAGCGAUGGCUGACUGGGGAAGCCUAUCGAUUGCCAAGCUUGAUGAUGCUUUAAGGCCAUGUCGGUGGUUCACACGCGGUUGGACCCUUCAAGAGCUCCUUGCCCCUGAGACAAGAUCAUUCUUCGACGCCACAUGGCAACCCAUCACAAACAGGCACCUCGUCAGCGUUAUCUCGAACAUCACUAAGAUUGGCGACGCCUGUCUUCUAUUUCGUGACAAUGUCUCCGAGGUGAGCAUAUCGGAACGAAUGGGAUGGGCAUCAGAGCGACAUACCACACGCAGCGAAGACAUAACCUACAGCCUCAUGGGCAUCUUCAACAUUUGCAUGCCUAUUCUCUAUGGCGAGGGGGGCAAGAAGGCAUUCCGUCGGCUACAAAAAGAGAUCAUGCGUGUGUCCUUUGACCAAAGUCUUUUCGUGUGGAAGGAAGAUGUGUCAAGUAGUGGAUUUCUAGCCAGUUCACCUGCUGCAUUUGCCUGCCCACCGACUCUUGGGUUAUGGGCUCCUCGCAACCUCGCUCCUUUCUAUAUGACCAAUGUUGGGUUGUCAGUACGCUUGAACAUUGUCGAAAUCCUGGUUGAGGACCGCACAUGGGUGCCGAAAAAUGUACUCGAAAUCCACGAUUCCGAAGACGAUGAGGAAAAGGUUCAGAUGGCGAUCAUUGGGUGCGAUAUCUUGAAUAGUGACAACCGCUGGGUUCUCUUGGCUCUUUAUGUUCAGCCUGUUCCGGGAGGGAGUUUCGUUAUAAAUGGGAAGCUUUCCAGAGCAUACCGUCGCGUUGCAAGCCAUACAUGGACUGCAGUGCCAACGGGGGCAUUGUUUCACAGGAGCGGACCGAGCAGGUCAACAGAUGUUUUGAUACUGGAGGAUGAACAUUAUGAUCUAGUGCGCCGGGCUUCACGAGAGCAUGACCACAGAACCUGGAACCGCUUCGGUGUUUCUCUCCCUCCAAUUUUGCGACUAGACCUUGAAGCUAAAUCUGAACCGUCUCAGACUUGA